Molecule: messenger RNA, 3420 nt
Organism: Gregarina niphandrodes
Lineage: Eukaryota; Apicomplexa; Conoidasida; Eugregarinorida; Gregarinidae
Product: mRNA capping enzyme beta chain
Exons: 5
Coding region: 1-3420 (1139 amino acids)
Molecular function (GO): polynucleotide 5'-phosphatase activity; protein binding
Source: RefSeq, a predicted model, not a curated record
AUGAAAUUCUCAUUGCUAGACGGCAGUGAAUUAAAACUAGAUGAUACCACGAUAAGUGAGACUAUAGGUGAAAUCGGCUAUUACCUGGAUGAAAUCCUGGAGAACGGCGGUAGCCCUAGUGAACUUGAAGUUGAAGGGAGAUUGGGUAUCAUUUCUGAAACCCAUUCGGACGAUCGGAUUAAAUUACCGAUAGAGACGGAGACUUUGUUACAAGAUAUUCCAUUCGAGUUCGACCAUCGGUUCAUUGGCUCUGUCUCCGAGCAUCAGUUUUAUUGCCUCUUGAAAGAACUAUGCAAACGAUUUGGGAUUCCGAAGGUGCCGUUCACAGACCAGCCCAUCGAGUAUGAACAGAGCACAGCUGACGCGGCUGAGGAGAGUGAGCAGAAAAUGGAUACGGCUGAUGGAGAUAUUUCGGGAGACAUAGGGGCUACAUCGAAAACGCCAUCGCCGAAAGUGGCCCCUAAAUCGCAUGCUGUGCAGCAGUUACUGGAGCCAAUGUUUAUCGAAACAAGUGAUGUUUUUGUUCUGAGAAAGGUUGGCAAGGAAGAAACCCGGUGUCGUGUUAGUCGUAAUCCGGGAACCGGAGACAUUAUUGAGGGCAUCAUUAAGGAGCCGAAGCUCAAACUGAAUGUGUAUACAGGGCGGGAUCCUCAUGAGUAUGAAGUCGAGGUUUUGUUAAGUGAAGCAGGACAGAGUAUCGGAGAUAACACGCGGACAUCUGCUGAUUAUCGUAUAUCUAUAAAUCGAGAAAUUGAAGUUCCUAGAGCAGAGUGUUCUCAAUUACUGAGAUUCAAUAAAGAAAAACUCUUUACAAGAAAUAGAAGAAGAGUCACCCUACCGAUCUUCGGAGUAUAUAGACUUGAUUGCACCAUAGUUAACACGUCUGGAGGUCAAGGCAAUAAGCAGUCGUAUGAAAUGGAAUUGGAGAUCAACCCGUGGGUCCUGUAUUACCACCAUAUCAAAAAACGACAAGGAGACCCUGAUGAGAAAUUCACUCUUAUUGUUGCCAAUUUUAUUGAGAUGAUGAGGUCAUUGGUAGCCUGUUUAACAACCUCGGGAACUCAGGAGCUGAUUCGGAGCACCGCCAAGGGCCAGACGACUCAAGUGUUUGAAUGUGACUUGCGGGAUUGUGCUGUUCCCCCGGAAGUGUUGGACAAGUACCUCAAGCAGUUUAGUCCUGUGGUCCCUUUAAUUGGCGAUUACUCGUUUCGGCUUGAGACUGGUGUCGUCUUGACAGAGGCGGAUGUGGAGGACUCCUGUCGCAUGCACUUGAGUCCACAGGAACUGGCCGAGUUGCAAGAGCGGAACCGAGCGCGGCUGCAAAAGGUUUAUGCAGACUGCACAGUGCGGAAAUGGAGUUGUGAGGACCUGAGUUUGCUGUACACGUUGACUCCUUGCAACGCGAUAGUGAAGGACUUUGUGUUGGAUGGUCCGGGUGUGGUGGAUAGUGUGUAUGUGUUAUCAGCGGAGAAGGUGUUUGGUUACCACGUGCAUAGCAAUCGGCGUUGUCAUGAGAGUAAUGAAUUGCUGGAUCGAGUCGAUCCGCCGCCUCUGCCGGGGAGUGCGAUGCCGGGCCACAUAUUCACACCGAGUAGUGCAGGCGAGUGUCCGACAGGGAACGUGUUAGUGAACAAUAGUGGUCGAGACACGCUGGUGGUGGGUCUAACGCGACCAGCGGUUGCACUCUGGUCCAAGACUGGUAACCGGCGACUGCAUAAGUAUCAGGUCGAGCAGCCCGUCCUCACCGGCGAUGCAUGCAACGGGACCUACAUCCUGGGCACGGUCCAUGGUCGGCUGGUAGGUCUGGAUCCGCGCAGCGCGCAGUUGAACAAUCACGACCGAAAAGAUGCGCUGAUCGGUGCCCAUUAUUUUAAACACCUACGCACACUCUCCGACUACUGUGGCCUCACCAACAGCAGCGAUCAGAUCCUACGGUUCUGGGAUUGGCGCAAGAUGGACAAGCCCUGGGCGCACCAUUACCAUCAACAUCAGAUCACUUCCGUCGACACCGAAUCGCCCGACCUCCUAGUGUUCGGCGACCAAGACGGCAACGUCCUGACGCUCCCGCGUCUCUGGGUCGGUCGCCAGUACCACGCUCUCGCCAAGGACUUGGCGGCCUACGACAUCGCUGGCCCUCACGACUACCAUAACCGUCUCCGUCGUGAACUUAGUGAACCCGCCCCGCCAGUCACAACCGGCGCCGUCGCCGACUGCUUCCAAGGCGGCGUCCCGCUGUUCCCCGAGUUCUCGCUCUACAGCAACCCGCCGGCCGUCCCUCCGGCGAUCAUGUCCCAGCGCUCCGUCUCAGUGAGGUCAGACGCGUCGCGCGAGCCGCUGCGGACGCCCAAGUCGUGCGAGUCCUUCUUCGACGACUUCCUCGACGAAGACGCCGCCUGCGAGUCCGUGGCCGGACCAGGCGACGGGUCUCGGGAGGUUGCUGCGGAGACGGCCACGGGCUGGCUGCAGCGCGUGGGCGGAGUGGCCGCACUCGGCGGCGGUCAGGUCGCUGUGGGCAAGGCUAACGGCGACAUCGAACUGCUGAGUCUCACUCGUCGCUCGCGCCGUCUCGCCGUCCCUGGGACCUGUCCCGACGCCGAGGCCGUGCUGCUCGAGUCCAAGAUCGACGUGCGCUUCUCCGACGGAACCGUCCGCAACCUCUUCACCAACCAACCCCCCCGCGGCGCCGGCUCGCUCCGCAUUUCCAAGUACUACGACAAGGUCUCGCUCGAAAAAGGCCAACCCGAAAUCCAACUCCCGCUCACACCCAAACCCCUUCUCGACGGAGUCACCCUCGGCUCGCAGUGGUUCGGCAAGAGCAGCGACCAACACAAAGUCGUCAACGUCGGCUUCGCACUUGCCUACUCCUUCUUCGCCAAACUCUCCAAAGACGGACAAGUCGACCCUAAGGCACCUGGCUGGCUCCGCGACUUCGCACACAGCAUCGAAUGGGACAACCUCUGGAUCUCCCUCACCACCCCUUCCGGCGCCUUUAUCGCAGGCUACAUCGACUCCAUCCACCCCAGACUCUCUAAAGAAAAGUUCCUCCGCUACGCCGUUGAAGACAAGUCCCUCGCCAACAUGUUCGUCAACGUACCCCCCACCCUCUGUGAUGUCAAAACCACCCACGUACCCAUCGAGCUCCUCCCUGGCAACAACAAAGCCAAAGACGUCAAACUCGUCGACAACGUCAUCAGCAUCAGCAGGUUUCAGACCGUUGACGCCUUGUACAAGUUCCUCUGCAAGCAAUUCCGCGCCGGCUCCAUCGAGCUGUGCAUCCGGCCGCCCUUCGUGCCCGCGCACCAGAAGGUCCCCGUUUCGCAGUACGUGCCGCUGCCCGCCUCCGACAUCAUGAUUGGAGAGCUCUCAGCCCAGCUGGCGGCCAAGGGCAACCUCUCCAUCGCCAUAUACGUCCUGGAGUGA